AUGACGCAGCCAACCACCCCAGAAAUCAACGUCAAACUCGAAACCCCACCCUACAUGCAGCAAGACUACUUCCACCAGCUGCCCGACAACCAGCAGCUGAGUCCCCUGCCGCAUGAGCAGCAGCAGCAGGUGUAUGUGAAGCCGAUCCCGCCCGCCGCGCUGGACCCACUGCUUCUCGGCCCCGCCGCGCAGUCGCUCAGCCCGCCCGCCCAGAAACCCCACCGCGUCCCGCUGAGCUACUGCCAGCUCCACGACCGGGUGCGCUGCACCGUCACCACCGACGGCAAGUGCUGCAAUCGGCAGUUCGACAGCGAGGGCCGGCUGCGCGCGCACCACCGCCAGUUGCACGAUAAAUUGAUGGACCCGUGCCCGUUCUGCGGACAGCGGUUCUACGGACGGUUCUCUUGGGGAUUGCAUAUCGAGAAGGAACAUGGGGUGUUUGUGGCGGAUUGCAAGGUUGAGGACGGCGAUGAGGUGGAGAUCAUACAGUGA
Messenger RNA from Aspergillus uvarum CBS 121591, 492 nucleotides. RefSeq lists its product as uncharacterized. The record is from RefSeq and is a predicted model, not a curated record. The coding region runs from base 1 to 492 and encodes 163 amino acids. Lineage: Eukaryota; Fungi; Ascomycota; Eurotiomycetes; Eurotiales; Aspergillaceae. The transcript has a single exon.